This is a messenger RNA of Myotis lucifugus (little brown bat), 3586 nucleotides long. It is a transcript of the gene SEMA4B, whose product is annotated as semaphorin 4B. Gene Ontology annotation, biological process: axon guidance; neural crest cell migration; positive regulation of cell migration. NCBI's taxonomy places the organism in Eukaryota, Metazoa, Chordata, Mammalia, Chiroptera, Vespertilionidae. Bases 221 to 2671 code for a protein of 816 amino acids. Gene Ontology annotation, molecular function: chemorepellent activity; semaphorin receptor binding. The record is from RefSeq and is a predicted model, not a curated record. The transcript has 14 exons.
CCUCCGGCGCCGCCCUCCGCCCCGGGCUCCCGGGAGAGCUGACUCGGAGCCCGGCCAGCGGGACCGCGCGGAGGGGGUCGGAGGGGCGCGCUCUCGGCGGCCACGUGACCCGCACCCCAACCCCCAGGUCCGGGGGCGGGGUUGCCGCCCGCGAGUCCAGUGGAACCACCUGAGCCCGAGCCGGGAAGACGCCGUCGCUGUCCGAACCGCGCGCGCCGUGAUGGCCCCGGGGACCCGGCCGCCGCCGCUGCUGCUGCUCCUGCUGCUGCUGCCGCCGCCGCCUGCGACUCGGGCGCUCGUGCCCCGGAUCAGCCUGCCGCUGGACUCUGAAGAGCGACCAUCCUUCAGAUUCCAAGCUGAAAACGUCUCCAACUACACGGCCCUUCUGCUGAGCAGGGACGGCGAGACCCUGUACGUGGGGGCCCGGGAGGCCCUCUUCGCGCUCAACAGCAGCGCCAGCUUCCUGCCGGGCGGGGAGUACCAGGAGCUGCUGUGGAGCGCAGAUGCCGAGAGGAAAUACCAGUGCAGCUUCAAGGGCAAGGACCCACAGCGGGACUGUCAGAACUACAUCAAGAUCCUCCUGCCACUCAACAGCAGCCACCUGUUCACCUGCGGCACCGGGGCCUUCAGCCCGCUCUGCGCCUACAUCAGUGUGGAGAACUUCACGCUGGCACAGGACAAGGCGGGGAAUGUCCUCCUGGAAGAUGGCAAGGGCCGUUGCCCCUUUGACCCCAAUUUCAAGUCCACGGCCCUAAUGGUUGAUGGCGAGCUCUAUACUGGGACCGUCGGCAACUUCCAGGGGAAUGACCCGGCCAUCUCCCGGAGCCAGAGCCGCCGCCCCAUCAAGACCGAGGGCUCCCUCAACUGGCUCCAAGACCCAGCGUUUGUGGCCUCGGCCUACAUUCCUGAGAGCCUGGGCAGCUUGCAAGGGGACGAUGACAAGAUCUACUUCUUCUUCAGCGAGACGGGCCAGGAGUUUGAGUUUUUCGAGAACACCAUCGUGUCCCGCAUCGCCCGCAUCUGCAAGGGUGACGAGGGCGGCGGGCGGAUCCUGCAGCAGCGCUGGACGUCCUUCCUGAAGGCCCAGCUGCUGUGCUUGCGGCCCGGCGACGGCUUCCCGUUCAACGUGCUGCAGGACGUGUUCACGCUGAGCCCCAGCCCCGAGGACUGGCGUGACACCCUCUUCUACGGGGUCUUCACGUCCCAGUGGCACAGAGGGACCACCGAGGGCUCCGCCGUCUGUGUCUUCAGCAUGAAGGACGUGCAGAGGGCCUUCGACGGCUUCUACAAGGCGGUGAACCGGGAGACGCUGCAGUGGUACACCGUGGCCUACGAGGUGCCCACGCCCCGGCCCGGCUCGUGCAUCACCAACAGCACCCGGGAGAGAAGGAUCAACUCGUCCCUGCAGCUCCCCGACCGCGUGCUGAACUUCCUCAAGGACCACUUCCUGAUGGACGGGCAGGUCCGCAGCCGCCUGCUGCUGCUGCAGACGCAGGCCCACUACCAGCGCGUGGCCGUGCACCGCGUGGCGGGCCUGCACCGCACCUAUGACGUCCUCUUCCUGGGCACCAAGGACGGCCGGCUGCACAAGGCGGUGGACGUGGGCUCCGGCGUGCACGUCAUUGAGGAACUCCAGAUCUUCUCGCCCGGGCAGCCGGUGCAGAACCUGCUUCUGGACCCCAACCGGGGUCUGGUGUACGCAGCCUCAUACUCGGGUGUAGUCCAGGUGCCCGUGGCCAACUGCGAUAUGUACCGGAGCUGCGGGGACUGCCUCCUGGCCCGGGACCCCUACUGCGCUUGGAGCAGCAAUAGGUGCCGUCGCAUCAGCCUCUACCGCCCGGAGGCGACCUCCAGGCCGUGGAUCCAGGACAUCGAGGGAACCAACGCCAGGGACCUCUGCAACGCUUCCUCCAUCAAGUCCCGGAUUGCUGCACCAGCAGGUGAGAAGCCGUGUGAGCCAGUCCCGUUCCAGCCCAAUACGGUGAACACCUUGGCCUGCCCCCUGCUCUCCAACCUGGCGACGCGGCUCUGGCUGCACAACGAGAAGCCUAUCAAUGGCUCGGCCUCCUGCCGGGUGCUGCCCACGGGGGACCUGCUGCUGGUGGGCAGCCAGCAGGAGCUGGGGGUGUUCCAGUGCUGGUCGCUGGAGGGGGGCUUCCGGCAGCUGGUGGCUAGCUACUGCCCGGCGGUGUUGGACACGGCGGCGGACCGGCGGGUGAAAGGGUCCGUCGUCAUCAACACGUCGCGGGUGAGCGCGCCCGCCCACGGCAAGGCCAGCUGGGGCGCGGACCGGUCCUACUGGACCGAGUUCCUGGUGAUGAGCGUGCUGUUCGUGCUGGUCAUACUGCUCCUGAUCCUGUUCUUCCUCUACCGGCACCGCGACGGCAUGAAGGUCUUCCUGAAGCAGGGGGAGUGCGCCAGCGUGCACCCCAAGACCCGCCCGGUGGUGCUGCCGCCCGAGACCCGGCCGCUCAACGGCGUCGGUCCCCCGAGCAUCCCGCCGGACCACCGAGGCUACCAGGCCCUGUCGGACAACUCCCCGGGGCCGCAGGUCUUCACGGAGUCCGAGAAGAGGCCGCUCAGCAUCCACGACAGCUUCGUGGAGGUGUCCCCGGUGUGCCCCCGGCCCCGGGUCCGCCUGGGCUCUGAGAUCCGGGACUCGGUGGUGUGACAGCUGACUUCCAGAGGAGGCCACCCUGGCUUCAGAGCGCCGUGGAUGCUCAGAGGCAUCGGCUGGACUCUGCUCUUGUAGAGUCUGGCCGGACAUGGCGCCGUGCCCAGCCCUCCGGAGUAGCGGGGCCCUUCAACCGGCCCCGUUGGAGGAGUGAGGCCCCUCCAACCCAGAUGCCAUGGCCCCGCGGAAGAUGGGCGGGCGCCCGCCUAGGUGCGCGGAGCAGUGCUCCUCAUGUAAGCUGAGCCUUUCGUGUAAAAAAAAACCACUGAAAAUGUGAAAUAAGAACGAUGCCAUGUGCCCGGCCGCUCCAGCUCGCAGCCCCCAGCCUUGGGGUCUCGCCCUGGUUGGGGUUUUGGGAACGUCCACCGUGGUGGGUGGAGACAGUUGGGAACCUCUGCCUUAUGCUACUGCCACAGGCGGCCCGUCACUGCUGGGCCCGGGGCCGGCUCCGUGGGUCCUGCCUGGCCACUGGCCAAGUUGUUACGGCCACCAUCCUGUCACCUCAGGGACCGAGGGCCACGCUGGCACUGCGGCCCUCACGAGGCCUGGGCUCGAGCCACCUCUGGACCUUUCCGGCCUGUAUCAGGCCGUGGCCACGUUGACAGCAGGCAGCGUGAGCUCAGGAGUUAGGACGAUGUUCACCUUUCCCUCAGAAUUCUAGGAAGAGACUGCUGUUGGCUGCCUUCCUCUGUCCAGACUGAAACCCGUGUCCCCCGUCCCGUAUCCACCCGGCGCGUCUCGGCGCCCAGUCCCCCUUCACUCCCACACUUCACCUGCCUCUGAUCUAAGGGAGUUGACGCUGCCCAGCACAAGGGCCUGAAUUUAUGUGGAUUUUAUAUUUUUUUUUAAGUCAGAUGCACUUUACAUUUGUUCUGUUUUUUUGUAUUGUAAAUAAAAUCUCAAGAACUGAAA